AAACAUUUUUUUUUAAAUUAUCUAUUUUGGUUCAUCCAACAGGGCCAUCAGCGCUAAUUACAGGAUGAUAAUGAGUGACAGUGACGAAAUUUUCAGUUUCAUAGGUAGUAGGGAAACAUCAGAACAAAUAUUCCAGGGAGACUCACGAAAUCAGGUAGGAACUGAAAAUCCAAUCAGCAUGCCAACCUGAGUGGAAUUUGAACCCUGUCGCAGAGGUGGACGACGAAAAAGGAGCCACAGUAUUGAUCUGACCCGCCUUACUCAGCCUGUUUUUCCAUUGCAUAGGUCUACAAAUUCAUUGCCUACAACCCACUGGCAGAUUGACUGCAUCAGCCAAAGUAACCGACAGCGUCGUUAAGUUACGAAAACUUUCCACGCUGCUACCUAUCGGUUACAAGUCAUUCGAUUUUGCGUGUGAAGUCUUUAUCCAGAACAACUGAAAGGUAACUCUGUGCCCGAUUCCCUUUUAAUAAUUGGUAAUUUCAAGCGGAAUGUUGUGUAUUUUACUAAACUGACGUGUACAUAACACUUUUUAAUCAGCAUAAGAUUGAUAUACAAUUAUGUUCACUCUGAAGAAUUACCCGGACUUGUUUUUCUAAUUCAACAUUUUUUGUUCACUAUAACGUUGUUUUUUCCCCUAUAAUGCCAUAAAAUAAAUUACCGACAUUCAAUUUGAAAUGUCUAUAUUUACCAGGCUUGUACUUUCUGUGUGUGUUACGUGACAAUGCGUACCCGUUUGAUUCAUGUUUUCCAAUCUGCAAUUAAUAUCUCCCGUUUUUUACAAUCAUCAGUCUAGCAUCGAAGUGCGAAGAAGUUACGCCCGUGCUUUUGAAAGUUAACAUGCACGUCAAUCUGUCAGUGAGUCAAAAUCAAGACAGUGAAUUUGUAUGCAUUGGGAAAACUCAGGACGUGAAUCCACUUGAUUUUUAGACAGAGUAAAUCAUGCCGGCAGACGGUCUACAAAAUCAUACAUAAAACAGCCGUCGACCGCAUGACUGAAUGGCAGGUCAGGUAUACACCCGGAAGUCUCACCGAUUGGCGCGUUCAGGAGGUGAUGUCAUUACUGUUCACCUAUAUUUGCUUUAUAGUUAUGACAAUGCAGAGAAUGAAGUCCCGCCUACUUCAGUAUACAGUUAUAAAUGGGACUGGGAUGCAUGAGCAGUCAUACCGAAGGGACAGAGGAAGGGGAACAUUUGAAGUAACAUCUGACAAUUUCUAAAAUCAAACCCGGGGGACUUGAGACGUUUGGCGGUGAGAGUAAAGAGAAACGAUCAGCGGAGAUGGCAAGUUGGAAGGCACAGUGUCUGAGGUUGGUCGUGGUGUUUGCGGCGUGUGUGGUGGCUGCCUAUGGAAGCACUGACAAAGACGUAAUUCCUCCCAAAUCGCACGACGUCCAAGACAUGAACAAAGUAAAGGCAUUUGAGUAUCUAAAAAAAUACGGUUAUCUGAGCAAGCGGCCUGCGAAGGAUGACGCCAGCGGCGUCCUGCCACCCGACAAAGCCGUCAAAGCCAUUAAGCGCCUCCAGAAAUUCGCCGGUCUGGCAGAGACGGGUGAGAUCGACUCGAGUACUCUGGAGUUGAUCGAAAGGCCGAGGUGUGGGGUCAAAGAUCCAGAGCUUACGAACGGCACCGAGGGGUUUAACUUAUCGGAGAGCAGGGAACGGAGUCGCCGCUACGUGGUGGCUGGUCCGCCUUACCAGUGGACCAAGCACGACCUAACCUACAAGGUCGUAAACUACCCUGGUCCGCCCUCUACGAUUACAGCUGGGGAGGUGGACGCCGACGUCAUACAAGCCUUCAAACUCUGGAGUGACGUCACCCCACUGACCUUCCGGUCGGUGGACGAUGAAAACGAGGCGGACAUCCGGCUGAUAUUCGGCAAGCGGUCCCACACCGAAGUGGAGGGUGACCCUCCGUUCGACGGCCCGGGAGGCACACUCGCUCAUGCGUUCUCGCCCAACAGUAACUGGGGCGCCACCGACGGUGACGCUCACUUUGACGAGGAUGAGACUUAUACCCACGGUGUUUAUAGAGGUGUGAGUUUCCUCUACACUGUCGCCCAUGAGAUUGGUCACACGCUGGGGCUCGAUCACUCCAACGUACCUAAUUCUUUGAUGUGGCCGUGGGGGAGGAGUUACACUUCAAACUUCGUGCUUCCUGAGGACGACAAAGCUGCAAUACAGUCAAUAUACGGAGCCAACCCGAAUCCGCCGACCCUGCCUCCAACCCCACCCACGCCUCCUCCUGCCUACUGCAUCACUUUCUUCAGCUCCCUGGUCCUCAUCCGCGGCCAGAUCUACGCAUUUUCUCACGACAAACUUUGGCGAUUUGACACUAACGGCAAUUUACUGUCAGAACAAGAGGGUGAGCUAUCUCGGACGUACUUCCCCAAACUUCCAAGAAGCGUUGCAGCUGGUUACGAGAGGUGGUACGACGGGAAAAUAUACUUCUUUAAAGGACGAAACCACUGGGUCUACACGUUUGUCCACGGUCCACCUCCACUCUUCAAGAUGUACGAUGUGGACCCCUCGAACCUGCCGAGCGAGCCCGAUUACCCCCGCCUGGCCAAGGAGCUGUCUCUUCCCAAGAAGGUCUCGGCGGCCCUGCACGUGGGUGACGAGGGCCGGACGUACAUCUUCAAGGGCAAGAUGGUUCGGAUCGUGGACGAGUAUGAAAACAACACCAUCGAGGAGACGAAGACACAUCUGGCCUUCCCUGGCGCGCAGUGGUUUCCGACAGGAGCUUUCUAUCAUGAUGGCUACGCAUAUCUCAUAUACAGUCACGGACAGGGAGCGGACUACUUUCGUUUUAAGUGGGACCAGACUAGGAAGGCCUUCGCAGGCAUGCCAGGAUACCCACGAAAUUUUUUCAAGGAUUUCCUGCACUGCCCUUAAAAACAGUAGGCCAUUGAUCCGCCCGGCUUGUACAGGCAACUGACCUGUACUAUACAAGAUUUCCUUCGAGUGCCACCAAUUUUUGAGGACAACGGGAACAAGAGGCGAGUUCUUGUAGAGGACUAUGGCAUUGUCCACGUUAAGACUUCGCAAACCCGUGAAUCCUUGGUCACACUUGAUUUCCGAUCCUACUUGGCAGGCCAGUUGACUUCCGAUUGCCCCAUGCUUUAUACAGAAGGGUACCAAUUUUCUCGCCAGUGAACGGAUGGAUUUGAGCAUUCGUCAGAAACUGGGGAUUAGAAUACAAUCUAAAUAGAACUUUGUUGUUUGCACGUCGUUCAUCCACCUCUAGGCCUAUGGGAAAUUUUUCAGUCCCGGUUCAUACCAAGCAAUGUUUUAAACCUUGAUUUGAAAAAGGUAUUGAGUAAACAGGAUAUGACAAUAACAUUCAACCGCAACCAAUGAUGUGCAGAUUUCAGUGCCUUGAUUUCUCUUCGGUGCUAAUAUUUGUACCCCGGCCUGCCCAUUUAGUCCGGAAGGUCUUGACUUGUUUUGCAAUUUUUAUUCAUUUUUUAAAGACCAAAAUCAGUCGAUGUAAAAAUACAAUUUGAGUGUUUUAAGCUUUGUCUUUCUAAAUAUGUACAUGUACAUAGCUAUGUGUUUUCGCUAUUUUUCCAUCGUUGAUCUCUUGUUCGUAGUUACCAUAUUCAGUAUUUAUUAUUUAUGUCUGUUACUACAAUAGAAAAAAACUGACGUUUUCAUCUGUCAACUGAAAUAGUAAUACAUAAUGUUCAUUCGGUUUCUUGUU
Molecule: messenger RNA, 3702 nt
Organism: Acanthaster planci (crown-of-thorns starfish)
Lineage: Eukaryota; Metazoa; Echinodermata; Asteroidea; Valvatida; Acanthasteridae
Product: collagenase 3-like
Biological process (GO): extracellular matrix organization; collagen catabolic process; proteolysis
Cellular component (GO): extracellular matrix
Molecular function (GO): zinc ion binding; metalloendopeptidase activity
Source: RefSeq, a predicted model, not a curated record